CGUUAGACAACCAUAUUGCUUAAAAUAUGAGAAAAUGAGAAAAUGGGAAAUUGCUUAAAAUCAGUCUGACUGACGAAGAUCAUUUUACAAAUUUAUUCUUGCUUCCGUUCCGAAAUCUCUCUCUCUCGGCGAUAAUGGCGGAAUCACCGUCGCACAGUGGCGCGCAGGUUGUUGCUCAUCAACCUCCUGAUCAGCAAGCUGAAUCGGAUCUGGCGUCUCUCGUAUUCGAAAUGUCACAGCAAGUUCAGAUGGGAAUGGAGAAUAUGCUCAAGUUGGUCAAUGAGAUCGAUCAAAACUCUGUUGGAAUCAAGGAAGAGAUUGAGAAAUCAAAGGAUUUUGCUAUGGAGAAGAAAAGGGUUCUCGAGGAAGAGAAAGAACAGUUUCAGAAAGCUGCUUACACUAUUCUAGACAUGCUGAGCAACCGAGGCUAACAUGCGGGAGAUGCAUGCUCUGGAGAAAUACUCUAUCAGACUCUCACUGGUUUGGUUUUGUAUUAAGCUUGACACCGAAAGUUUUAUCACAACAAGUGCGAAUACAGAAAUAAAUUGUAAAAUCGUCCCUCCUUUGGCGGGAGAAUUUCCCAGAAUUUCUCCGUUUUACACCCAUUCAUCAUCUUCUCUUCUUCCACUCUCUCUCUCUCUCUCUCUCUCUCUCUCCCCGAAAAUGGUAACGCUCCGCCAGAGGACAACGGUCGCGACCCAAGAACCCGAGCCGGUGAUGAAAGAAGAAGGACUCUGCGGCGACAACUUGACGAUUGUGGUGGACGACGAUUCGUCCACCGACUCAGCAGUGAAGCACUUGCGUGGACGCUGGGAACUUGCUUCCGUCUUUGCACCACUUGUCUCUGAUAAAUUGAAGCUAACAGCUGAAGAAAUUGAGAUGGGUCUUAUCGAUUCCAACUCCACAAAUGCUCAGCUUCACAUUGCACUUUUAAAGGGGAUACCACCGGUAAAUAAAACCCUUGACGAUGGAGAUGCAUGGAUCACGGUGUUGUGUAAGACACUCGAUCCAUGGUGGCCAUGGAUUGCUAAGGGUGACAUUCCUAUAACCGCUAACAAAGGGUAUUUGGUUGAAAUGGUAUUGCCUAACAACUUUCUUCUCUCCUGCUGUAUGGAUAGGGAGGAAAUAUCUGAGUACAAAGGACUUGACCCUAUUAAUCGCCUGCAGCUUCUGAAAGCACUUUGUGAGCUUCGAGUCCAACAAGAUGAUGCUCGUGCGUAUAUUCAAGAGAAUGCCAAGGAAGGAGCCUCUGAUUCAUGUAUCCGCAAAAGGAAGUUAGGAGGAGAUGGAAAGAAGACUUCUUACUGGUGUGAUGAACAUUUAUUGUUUGAUGGUAAUGACAUCCAGGGUUACAGACUAUAUAGGGAAGUCAAUGAAAUCUCAAAGAGCGCAAAAGCAAAGAAGAAUGCAUGCUCUGAUCUAUCUUGUUGCUGCUGGGAAACUGAAGCAACUACUCUAGAUGAAUUUCAAAGAGUCGCUGGUGAGUUAUCAUCAAGCAAAGCUUCUUCUUUGGCUGCUAUCGGCAAGUUGAUUGAGACAGAUGCUAUACCCAUUGUUGAGAAAUAUCAGAAAAAGAAAGAAAGGGCCAUCAAAAAGAAAAUGAAGCAGGAGAUGGCCGUUAGAGUCAGUUUCUCCCGUCCUAUCCGCACCACCCGUUCUUGUCGAAACCGCAUGCCCGCUACUUACACCUUUGACGCGUAUGACAAAAUGAUCAGUGAUGCUGUGGAGGAGACAGAGGAAACGGAUCGAGAUGAUGAGGAAGGAAAUGAGCAACAAAGUGCCUCAUUGGUGGUUUCAGAAGACAGUUCUGAAGGUAAGAAGAUGAAGUCAACAGAGGGUGUUACAGAAUCGGAGGAAGAAGCGCCUGAAAGCGAAAAUGGUGAUGUAAAAGAGAUCGAGAAAAGCAAGGAAGACUCAGAGGGAAAGAGAGAGUUCGGUGCCAAAAACAGGCUGAGACAAAGAGUGACGAGGAACUCUGCUCUCUGCUAG
Thlaspi arvense is the source of this 1989-nucleotide messenger RNA. The record is from the annotation of a GenBank genome assembly. Lineage: Eukaryota; Viridiplantae; Streptophyta; Magnoliopsida; Brassicales; Brassicaceae.